CUUAAAUCUUCUAUUAAAGUUGCAUGUCAGUUUUUUGUCUUAAAUUUGUUACACAAACGUUGACACGUCGGUGCUGUUUAUAUGACAGAUGUGGAGCAGACUGCUCAGCCCUUCUCUGAUUUGUAGAACACAUUCUUGGAGGAGUCUUUUCACAAUGCGGCUGAAGACCGAUCAGUUCCAGGCGCUGUUCACUGAUGGACUGAACGGACUAGCAGAGGUCUUUGAGAAGCACCAGCAUGAGCUGCGGAUAGCUGGAGGUGCAGUGCGGGACCUGCUAUCUGGGAAGCGUCCUGAAGAUGUGGACUUUGCCACCACAGCCACUCCGGAGGAGAUGAAGCACAUGUUCCAGAGCGCUGGGAUCAGGAUGAUCAACAACAAAGGAGAGAAACACGGGACCAUUACAGCAAGACUACACAAUGAGAACUUCGAGGUGACCACAUUGCGGGUGGACGUUCAGACAGACGGACGGCAUGCGGAGGUGGAGUUCACCACUGACUGGCAGAAAGACUCCGAGCGGAGAGACCUCACCAUCAACUCCAUGUUUCUGGGGCUCGAUGGCACAUUAUACGACUAUUUUAAAGGAUACGAGGACCUGCAGAACCACAGAGUUCGGUUUGUUGGCAGUGCGGAGCAAAGGAUCCAAGAGGACUACCUGAGAAUACUGAGAUAUUUCAGGUUUUACGGCAGAAUUGCUUUAAAACCUGACGACCACGAGCCUGAGACGCUAACCGCCAUCAGGGAGAACGGCCGUGGACUGGCGGCGAUCUCAGGAGAAAGAAUCUGGAUGGAGCUGAAGAAGAUGGUGGUCGGUAGCCACGCCGCGCAUCUUCUGCUGGAGCUGGUCUAUAAUCUGGAGCUGGCUCAGUACAUCGGUUUGCCUCCAGAUGGCGAUGUUGAUGAGAUGAAGCAAGUGUGGCAGAACGCCAAAGACCUUUCUCCCAAACCCAUGACCAUCCUGGCUGCGCUCUUCCACUGCCCGGAGGAGGUCGAGAAGAUGGACCUCCGACUGAAGGUGUCCCGAGAAGAGAAGAAUCUGGCUUUGUUCCUGGUCAGACACAGACGGGAGCUCCACAAGAGCAGAGACGAGCCGGACAGCCUCAAACCUUUCACAGACUUUAUUAUUGAUAGCCGGGAGCUGGACUCUCAGAGUAAAGUGUGUGAGCUGUUGAAGUACCAAGGUGAGGAGAAGCUGCUCUCAGAGCUCUGCAGAUGGUCCAUGCCUCGUUUCCCAAUCAGCGGGCAUGAUCUAAGGAAGGUGGGCAUCGCCUCAGGGAAGGAGAUCGGAGCCACCCUGCAGAAGCUCCGCAACAUCUGGAAGAAAAGUCACUACCAAAUGGACAAAGAUGAGCUUCUUAGUCACGUAAAGCCUUAAAUGAACGGUGACGCCACAUGAACUCAGUCACUGGUUCCUCUUUGCUUGUGUUGGUAACGAUCAGCUCCCAGGCACUGAACACACAUGAAGGAAGGAAAGGACACCACAGAAGGGGGGCGUCGGAGACUUUAAGCCACUUCUGUUCAUUUGCAUUUCCUUUUAAAUGUGAAGCAUUUGCAGCGACCGUUUGUCUGUGUCGCAGCUUCCAGCAAUUGAACGUGUCACAGAUUUCAGUACGUUUUAUUACCGAGCUGUGCAGCGUGUGGAAAUGCGCCUAUAAAAGAGCUGAUCCUGAGUGUCCGGAAUAUUCUUUCAUCUCACCAGAGAAGAUGAAAGUGUCAUUAGUCAUUUUCAUGUUUAAUAAAUAUCAGAAAGCAGAGUUCAGGUGUCUCCUCAUCUGCAGUUAUUUGUCUGUAAAUUAAAGCUGAGACUUUAUGAAAAUGAA
This is a messenger RNA of Melanotaenia boesemani (Boeseman's rainbowfish), 1817 nucleotides long. RefSeq names its product tRNA nucleotidyl transferase, CCA-adding, 1 (gene trnt1). The transcript is spliced from 8 exons. Gene Ontology annotation, molecular function: RNA binding; nucleotidyltransferase activity. The record is from RefSeq and is a predicted model, not a curated record. NCBI's taxonomy places the organism in Eukaryota, Metazoa, Chordata, Actinopteri, Atheriniformes, Melanotaeniidae. The coding region runs from base 89 to 1372 and encodes 427 amino acids. Gene Ontology annotation, biological process: RNA processing.